GUUAACUUAGGAUGAGCACAAAUAGACCUGAGCAGGUCAAGAUAACCCAAAGACUUCUGUUCACACAAAGCACUUUGUUUCUGUCAACAGAGUAAGACCUGUCUUCUGCAGAGCCCUUUGUGUGACAUCAAACUUUGCCUCUGAGAAUGAAGCUUCUACUCCGUUUGACGUUUUUUAUAGCAGCAUCAUGUGUCCUUAGUUUUGCCUCAGCAGAUCAAAGGAACAUCUUCUCAGAGGACAUCUUGAAACAGCUGUCAGAGGAUGGUGAGAAGCUUGUGAACGAGGAGCUGGAAAGAGCUCUCUAUGGUGUGAAGCAGAUGAGAGAAGUAAUGUGGAGGAACGAGCAGAAACACGAGCACCUCAUGAACUCGCUAAAGCACAGCGGUGACAAGAAGAAGGGGGCAGGCCAACUGGCAAAAGAUGUGACUGAGAAGCUGGAGGAGGCAGAGGAGCAGUGCAAAGACUCCCUGCAGUCAGAGUGGGAGGAAUGCAGACCCUGUCUGGAGGAUGCAUGUAAAACCUUCUACACCUCCACAUGCCGGAGGGGCUUUGCUUCUUUCCGCACCAAGGUGGAAAACUUUUUCCAAAGAGUCUCCAGACGCUUUGGUCCUAGAGAGAGACCCCUGGAAGCAGUGGACAUCUUGAUGAAUCAGGGCCCUGAUGAAUCAGAGAAGGAUGUUGUCCACAUUGAGGAUUCUUUCAAGCGAGUGUUGAGCCAGGUGGGGACACUGGUGAACCGCAGCAUCACCUUGGUGUCCAGGAUAAGCAGCAAGCUUGACGGGGCCCUUCAGAGGGCUUUUCUGAACAACACGGAUGUAGAGUCAGAAGAAAGCCCCUCUGAUCCCUACUACCCUGCUCGCGACUCAGGCUUUCUCCAGGGCGUUGGCCUGGAGGAGGUGCUGGAGUCCUUCUUUGACUUUGGAAAGAGUGUAGUGGAGGAGUUUGGUGCUGUGGUCACCCAGGUGUUUGAUGACCUUCAUAAAACUGAGAAAGAGGAAACAAAGAAAGAACAGGAAAGCUUUCGUCACUACCUGCAGAACAGGAGGCUCUGCAAAGACCUUCGCAGGGAGACAUCAGAAUGCUGGCAGCUUCAGAGCAAGUGUGAGGCCUGCCAAGGAGCUUUGCUUACAGAGUGCCCCAGUGUUCGGGAGCUGCAUGUGGAGCUGGAUGAAGUAUCUCAGCUGCUGGAUGUCUCCAAAGAGCAAUAUGAUGAGAUUUUGUCCAUUGUCCAGCAUCAUACCGAUGAGACAGUCAAAUGGCUUAGCAACAUGGUCGCUGAAUUCAGCUGGGUGGCUCAGGCUGUGAGCAACAGCAGUGCUACUCAAAACAUCUUCCGCAUCACAAUGGUGGCACCAGAGAGCCAUGAUGAGCAGAACAUGUCUGCCACUGAAACUAAAGUGGAGGUAGAGGUCCUGAACUCUCCACCACUCAUGCUUAACAUCCCCAAGGAGCUGGAGCUGCAAGAUCCAGCAUUCAUCCAGUAUGUAGCCCAGGAGGCUCUGGACAAGUACAAGGAAAUGGUCAGGAUUGAAGAUGAGUAAAACGACACCAUUGGCACUUUGAGGACACAGCUAGGUGACAUGUAGUAGACACCUUGAUGCUGAUAUAUGAACAAACUACAAACGUAACCAAGAUUCAUCACAGUGUUUCAAGCAAUUAUAUUUACUUUAUUUCCUUUAAAAUAUUUGCUAUUCACUUUCAAAGCGAAAUGUAAAACUGAACUCUUUCAUUUAAUGUAAAACACAAAAGCCACAUGAAAGAUUUGGCUUAUCAUUUGAUUUUAUUCUGUACAAAAUCAUAUUAGUUAACAUUCUCAUCACCCUCAUCAUUUAUGCCCCCAACUAGAUCAGGCUCCACUUUUACAGGACAAUCUCUCACACCAAUGAUGCACAGAAAAACAAAAAUAAAAGAAUAAUUCACAUCUUCGA
This is a messenger RNA of Cyprinodon tularosa, 1928 nucleotides long. RefSeq names its product clusterin-like 1 (retinal) (gene clul1). Lineage: Eukaryota; Metazoa; Chordata; Actinopteri; Cyprinodontiformes; Cyprinodontidae. The record is from RefSeq and is a predicted model, not a curated record. The coding region runs from base 147 to 1541 and encodes 464 amino acids. The transcript has 9 exons.